AUGUCAGCGGUCCGUGCUACACACGAGCACGGCUUACAGCUCGUCGCAGCGCCUCCGCGCCAGGCCCCACACCAGGGCGAGGUGCUGAUCCGCAACAUUUACGUAGCCAGCAACCCAAAGGACUGGAAGCUCUCGGAGUGGAAUCUGUUCGAAGGGAUCGAGGGAAGCGAUGUCGCAGGGAUCGUAGAGGCAGUUGGCCACGGUGUCGCUGACUUGCGCCACGGCGACCGGGUCAUUGCAUGCACGCCCUCGGCUACCUCAGACAGAUGUGGGGCUUACCAGCCGUUUAGCAUCGCGCCCGAGCACCUCGUGGCCAGGAUCCCGCCUGCGCUCUCGCUCGAGGAGGCUGCGACGCUGCCGUUGUGCUUUGCGACGGCGUCGGUCGCGGUGCAUGGCGUGCUGCGGGUGGCCGUUAGUCAUCAAACACGUCCGAAAAUCCUUGUCAACGGCGUCGGCUCUUCCAUUGGCUUCUAUGCUGCUCAGCUGGCAAGGCAUGCCGGCCUCGACGUGCACGCAAUCGUGCGCUCGGCUUUCUCGGCAGCCAAGGCCAGGGCCGCAGGGAUCGAUAACGUCUACAUCUUCGACGACGACGUGCUGCAGCUAGAGCUUGCCAGGCUCGACUUUGCCUAUGCCUUUGAUGCCGUCUCGACCCCAGCGACGGUGCGAUGGCUGUGCGGCGUGCUCGCGACGUCGGCGAGCUGCACAUUCAGCGUGCUUGCUGGCGGCGUGCUCGACGAUGUAGCCGCCCUCGCCAGGGCCAACUGCCCACCCCACGUCGACGUUCGCACGACGAAUGCGGGCGCGACCAGCCAGACGCCUGACUCACCCUACGCCGAGACGGUACGACACUGGCUCAGCCAGGCGGGCGCUCUCGUGCUUGCGGGCAAAAUUCAGACACAGCCUCGUCAGGUGCUGGCCGGGGGUCUGGCAAGGGUCCCUGAUGGUCUAUGCUUGCUCCGCGAGGGCAGAGCCGGCAGCAAGAAGCUCGUUUAUCAAGUUGGGAGUGUGCACGGAUAG
Molecule: messenger RNA, 1017 nt
Organism: Acaromyces ingoldii
Lineage: Eukaryota; Fungi; Basidiomycota; Exobasidiomycetes; Exobasidiales; Cryptobasidiaceae
Product: GroES-like protein
Exons: 4
Coding region: 1-1017 (338 amino acids)
Molecular function (GO): oxidoreductase activity, acting on NAD(P)H
Source: RefSeq, a predicted model, not a curated record